This is a messenger RNA of Brassica napus (rape), 5741 nucleotides long. Its product is annotated as protein LAX PANICLE 2-like. Lineage: Eukaryota; Viridiplantae; Streptophyta; Magnoliopsida; Brassicales; Brassicaceae. The record is from RefSeq and is a predicted model, not a curated record. Gene Ontology annotation, biological process: multicellular organism development. The transcript is spliced from 4 exons. Bases 4471 to 5535 code for a protein of 354 amino acids.
GAUAAAAACACAUCAAUGUCACACAGCUGAGGAACAUAGCUGAUAGCCCAAUGAGAGGCUUGAGCAAGAAAAUCACAAUUGGUACAGAAACAUAGAUGUUGGCCUAAGAGUUGUGUGUGCAUAUACAACCAAAAACGCGUGAAGAGACGAAAGGACAAAUAAAGCAUAGAUUGUCACGAAUGUGGUAUUAAUAGAAUCAUAAGGGAAAUUUAGAAUUAUUAGACUCGUCCAGAUAUCAUUGUAUAUGAAUGAACAAAGUAGAUCGGUUCUAGAGAAUCUAACUAUCGUAUGACAAAGUGUAAGAAAACGGUAAUCCGAGUCUACCAUAGGCCUGAACUAGGCUUUUGCAAUUUUAUAUCUCAUGCUUUUCAUUAGAAGAAUGCUUAUUACAAUACAUAGUUUGCUAUUUCUAAUUCUACAGGGAUCUUUUCUUUAAAUCUUUAUUACUUAGACUGUAAAUGGUAACUAUGAAAUAGAAUUAGUAGAAUCAAAAUAGAUGGAAUGAGAUGAAAGGAAUUAGUUUAAAAAUGGAAUAUUUUUAUUCUAUCCAUUCAUAAUAAAAAUAGCAGAGAAAUGUUUAGAAAAUAUUUUUUGUAUAUUUUUUUGGAAUGUUUGUGGAAUUAAUAAAAUGAGUAUUCUAUUACAUUCAUAUCAAAUAGUGAAAAUAUAGAAUUAAUUAAAUAAAUUAUUUCGCACCAUUCCAUUAAAAAAAUCAACAACAUAGUUGCACCCAGAGUCGUGCCUCAACGAUAGAUUCUGAAACAUUGGCUACAUCAAAUUUUCUUGAAACAAUUAAGAGCAUAUUUUUCUAGUUUCAUCUAUUUAAGCCCAAUUAACAAAAAUAUAAAAGAAAUGCUUAAAGGUUAAAUUUUUUUUAUGAUUGUUACAAUAAAGAAGAAUUUACUACAUUAUAAAAUGAAUUAUGGUUUUCAUACUUAAGCAACUAAAAUAGUAUAUAAUCAUUUUAAUUAUCAAAAUACAAUACAAUAAAUAAAAAUCGGUUGUAUUAUAUAUAUUUUUUUAUUUGGGUAUAUUAUACUUGUUAAUGUAUAUCAUACAAAAUAUUAAAGUUCUACUUGUUUUAUUUAUUUUCAUAGAGCUGGUUAAAAUUUUCAAAUUUAAUAGUUUAUUCAACUUUUUUGUUUUGAAAAAAUAAAAACUAGUUUGUUUAGUAAUUUAGCUUUUAUUUGUUUCUACUAUAUGACCUGACUAUGAUAACAUUUAUCACUAAGUGUAGGAAUUUUAUUUUCGCUUAUGGCAGCUCAAAUUGUUGGCACGACAUAAGUCACGGUUUUUAAUUAUAGACAUAUUUUCAUAGAUGAUAAUAAGAGUUAUUGUUUUCUAUUAGAAUUAUCGAAAAUUUUCAAAUUUCUUUGUCAUAGAGCAUAUACCAAACUAAAAUAGAGUAUCUGCAAUUCUACAGGACCAACAUUUGGUAUUUACAAAAAUCGAUGGAAAAUCGUAAAUAAAUUUUUUAAAAGAAAUGUAUUCAUUUAGGGGGAAUUAAUUGUACAUGAUAUCAUGUGAUUAUUUUCAAUCAGAGGAAGUUUGGCUAUGCAUGACUCCAUGUAGUAGCAAAAUCUCUCAUUAAAAACCAUUUCCUUUCUCGUCGCCAAAACUCAAAUCGCUAUAACCAACUCCAUUUAGGAUUGUUAUUGUCAAUCUAUUUUGCCGGCCACUGUUACACUAACUAUAUUGUGUGGUAUUAUUUCGGUUGAUAUUAAACAAAAGGUUUACAUAAUAGUUCCUCGAAGGUAAAAAAAGUGCAAGCAGCAGCAGCGAUCACACACAGCUAUAGAAAAUUUAUACCAAAUAUUGAAGAAUAUUGCCAAAAAUGUAAAUAAAAAACAAUUGUAAAAAGUACACAUGCAUGUGUUAUGGUGUAUAUAGGUAGGAGAAUUGUGGGGGUCACAUGGAGUUCAGAGAAAGAGCAGAAGAGUGCCCACGUCGUCUGUGGUUUAGGUCCUCGGGCUCUGCGGAUACCAAACACCAUCAUGCAUGCCCAGCUCUAAUUUUUUUUUUUCGUUCUUUUUUGGUUUCUUUUUUUAUACAAAUUAGGGUUUUCUUUGUGUAUUUCACAUCCUCCUACGACCAUCAAAUAUAAUAUAUACCCGCAUCUCCCCCAGUAUAGUAUAUAAAAAAAUACAUACUUUAACAAUUUCUUUUGGAGCAUUUUCAACCUAUAAUACUAUUAUAAUAUCAAGAUUACACUAUUUUAGCGUAAUUUUAAUACUAAAAUUUUUUUCAUCUCAAAUUCAACUCCAAAACACUAUUUUAAUAUGAUUUUCACACUAAACCUCUCCAAUCUACACUAAAAAUUACAUCAUUUUAGUGUAACAAUAUAAUUUCACAGUAAAUUUUACGUAAACAUAUAGUGUCACACUAAAAUAAUGUAAUUUUCAAUAUUAGAAAGAAGAGAUUACAAUUAAAAUAGUGUGGAAAUCAUACUAAAAUAGUAUUUUAAAAUUAGGUUGGAUUUGACUUUACAUCAUUUUUCACACAUCAUUUAUAUAUUAUUAGCCCUUCUUUAUUUCUUUCUUUCAUGCUCCCUUUAUAUGGUUUCCUUUUACACAUAUUUUAUGAAUGUAUUAUUCAAGUUAUCUAUCUUAUAUUAUUGACAUUUUUGACAGGUAUUGUCAUCAUAUUUCUCUCCACUCUCUGCCCAUCCACUUGCCUCAUUUCUAAUAAAUUUAAUUUUAUUAUUUCUCAAGUCACCCAUGAGUCCUUUUUCUAUAACAUGCAUAUGUAACUAAUAAGCAACUAUGGUACUUCAUAUUCCUACAUUUUUCUUACAACGUAAAAAGAUGGACGUACAUCUAUGUUACACAUAAUUAGUACUAACAAAACCAUCGAUCAGUCGCAGUAAAACCAAAAUAAAACAUUUAGUGUAAUUAAAUUAUCAUCCAUUUUGAUAACCUCAAAUGCUUGCUUAAGAUAUUAGAAUUUUGCAAGUGAAAAGUAUACAAAAUAAUAAAUAUAUAUUUUGAGAGUAGUAGUAGUAGUACGAUAUAUUAGUAAAUUUGUUUGCCUUCUAUAUAUGACCAUAAUAUUUUCACAUACAAAAAUCUCAGUUAAACAUAUAUUAAAUAAACACGAACGAGUCGAAAAUUCACUGGCCACGAUAUUCACGAAUUCUUUAGUUAGGGCUGAUACACAUGAUUAAUUUAUGAUGCUAUUUUCGUAAGACUUUAGUGAAAAGAUAAAGUUGUACUGUUAAAAUAUUUUAGGAAAUGAGUGAUUUUUAUAAGAAAAACAAAAAGAGAAUGCAAUGAGUGAUCGUUUUUCUGUAAAAAUCGACUGUUGUAAGUAAAAAUUAAAUUAGUUAACGAUCACUACACAUCUAAUAGAACAUGUUUUUCAUCAUUCACUCAUAAAUUUCUGCAUGUGUGUAACAUUUUUAUUAAUUUUUGAGAAAUUGAGAAAUUGAGAAAAUAUUAUAGAAGAUUGAUGUGGAUGGCCUCUACUUAAAAUUAUAAGAAUACUGUGGAAGGCCUCUACUGGAUGCAAAAUAAAGUAACUGAUUGUUAUCGAUAUGUUAAAUGGACAUGCUUGGAUUAUAAUGGUCUAAACUCUAAAGACUUAUUAUCUAAGCAUAAAAGGUUUGAGCCAAAAAACCAUAUAUAAUGAAGAAUUGUUUUUGUAAGAACACGUCCGUAAACAGUUUUCGUUAUUAGGAAUAAUUAAAAGAAAAAAAGACUAAACUAGAAGAGAAAGUUGACCCCAAAUUUUUUUGGAAGAGAUCAUUACAAUAUAAUUAGAGCUAUAGAAUAACCCAAAAUCCCAUUAAAAGAAGCAACCCAUUAGGGCUAAAAAUAAACUUUUCAAGUAUAUCAAUAAUUUAAUUUCUUUGAAAACAAAUUAAUAAGGCUGUCAAUUCUUUGUCACCGGAACAUGGUCUGAAAAAGCGAUUAGCUGGACCGAUCACAACCCAAUUCAUCCAUUUUCCUCGCGUAGGCAUACCUUUCGUCCAUUUAAAGUCAAUAAAAUCCAAAUAAAUUAAAUCUUUUACAGGGAUAAUCAAUAUAUUGUUAAAUCAGUUUGAGUAAGAAGAAGAAAAAGUGUAGUCCUAAAAUUAUAUAUACAUGACGUAUCUAUAUUUUUUAUCUCUACGUACAUGAAAUAAUCCAUAAUUUCAGAUUUUUAUAAUAUUUAAAGCUGGCAGACAGAGAGACCAUCACACUCCUCUCUUUCUUACAUUCCCACAACCUCCCAAACAAAGAGAAUUAGUGGAAAGUAUGAUUUGCAGAGGAAUCAUUCUCUUCCUCGUCCUCUCUCACUCACAACCCUACACACAUAUCAUAUAAUUUUAAAAGUACCAUAUAUAAAAUAUUUGUAAUAGAAAAACAAAGAAAUAACUAAAUAAACAAAACCCUUAUCUUCUUCAUGAGAAUCAUUUCCUCUCCACAAAACCAUGCCUUCUUAAAGCUCUCUUCAGUAACCCAUCCAUAUAUGGCCUCAUGCUGAGAUCAUAUGACCGAUUUGUUUCCUCUUGAACCCUCUCCGCUUUACGGCGUUUGCAGCAACGGCGGAGGCGGCUUCUUGGAGGCGGUGAUGAUGAGAGAAGCAACAAUAAACAAUCAAGAUUCUAGUGGAGAAGCAUGUUCCGUAUCCGAUCCAAUAGCAGCUUCUAAUGAAUAUUAUUAUAAUCCGGCCAACGAAGACGACGGAUCCGCCUCCAAGAACGACGUCGUUGCUUCUACUAACCUAGAAGACGGUAACAGAGACAAAUCUUGGCUCCGCUUAGGUGUAGGCCCUGAGAAAAACAACAACGGGACAUCAUCAUAUAAGCUCCAACGUUGUUGUAGCAAAAACGCAAGUGGAAGAGAAAAUUCGUUAGACCUCACUUUGUUUACCUCAUCCUCAACCGCGGCAGGAGCGGUUAGAAGUAAAGUAGAUCACCCGCAGCCGCAGCCGCCAUAUUCUCAUGAUGAGUUGCUCACGAUGCGUGGAGCGUCUUUGGUUUACAAUCACCAGUUAUUCCGGCCUCAAACGUUACUAAACCGCGGCUAUUCGUUUCCAUUUUCAAAACCAUGGAUACCUCAAUAUACGGCGCCAUUUAGACCUUCAUCAAUAGGAAUGAUGAGUGAGCGUAACGUUACUAUCAGUAAUAGCUUUACAAGGAGUUGGUGCGAGGAGGAGGGAGGAGCUGGACCAAGCUCGGAGUUUAGGGUUAUUGAUCCUCCAAAAAGACCACAUUCUGGUCUUUGGUUUCUUCUCCAAGCUUCGCAAUUUCAGGAAAAGGAACCGUUCUUACCUCAAGUAAACAAAAGCUACUUGAGAAUCAAAGAUGGGAGAAUCACGGUUAGAUUGCUAAUUAAGUACCUUAUGAAGAAGCUUCAGUUGGAUAGCGAGUCUGAGAUAGAAAUAAGAUGCAGAGGGCAACAAUUAUCGCCGUUGUUGACGAUGCAGCAUGUAAGAGAUACCAUAUGGAAUCCAAAAUCAUCAUUACCAUCAUCAUCUCCUUCUUUCACUUUGCUUCGGGAUUCAUCAACUAGUGAUCAUGUCAUGAUUUUGCAUUAUGGUAGGACUGCUUAAUGAUAAAUUUAUUUAAUAUUUUUUGCUUUCCGUGUAAUAUUUUUUGAUCAUUGUGUAUUUAUCAAGUUCUAAAUGUUCCUCUCUCUUUUUUUGUGGGGUUUUGAUAGUAUUUGAUAGUUCUCUUUUUAAAAAAAAAUCAAUGGAAAGUGAUAGAUGUUAAACGGUUUGUAAAUUAGUUGACAACAAAUAAAAGAAACAUUUAUCUA